Molecule: messenger RNA, 4269 nt
Organism: Thecamonas trahens ATCC 50062
Lineage: Eukaryota; Apusomonadida; Apusomonadidae
Product: RNA-binding region RNP-1 domain-containing protein
Exons: 5
Coding region: 17-4255 (1412 amino acids)
Biological process (GO): mRNA splicing, via spliceosome
Cellular component (GO): spliceosomal complex; U2AF complex
Molecular function (GO): metal ion binding; pre-mRNA 3'-splice site binding
Source: RefSeq, a predicted model, not a curated record
CUCCACACUCUGUGCCAUGUCGCGCCGAGCAGGAGCCACCCACCUCGCACAGAUCUACGGUACCGAGAGGGACAAGGUCAACUGCUCGUUCUACUUCAAGAUGGGCGCUUGCCGCCAUGGCGAUACCUGCAAUCGCACACACGUGGCUCCGGCCUUUUCGCAGACUGUCAUGCUGCCCAACAUGUACAUCCCGCCCACCACCCGCGCACAGCUCGCGCGACCGCCUCAUCGCAAUCUCCCAGACCCACCUCCAUCCUCCUCUGCACCCGCGUGCCCACCUGCACCCGCAUCAGCAUCCACGACGACAGCACCCGGACUUGAGCCAUCGACAUCGGCGCCCGCUUCGGCAGCUGGCCAAGAGCCGAUGGAGCUUGAGACUGGCGCAGCAGGUCCCGCCAGCUCGGCACAAGCGACCGAACCGGUUCCGGUCGACGAUGAGGCGCCUUUGGUGCCCGCACGGGUACCUGAUGGCGAUCUGAGUGCGCCACCGUCAGCCGACGAGCUGCAGGCACACUUUGACGACUUUUAUGAGGAUGUGUACCUUGAGAUGGCAAAGUGCGGCAAGGUGCUCGAGCUCCACACCGCCGCCAACGCGACCGAGCACCUCGCAGGCAACGUGUACUGCAUGUUUGCCACCGAAGACGCCGCAGAUCGCGCCGUCGCCCUUUUCCAUCGCCGCUUCUUUGCAGGCCGCCAGCUGAAGUGCGAGCUCUCGCCGGUCACCGACUUUGCCGAGGCCAAGUGCAAGGAGCUCAGCCUCGGCCGCUGCAACUAUGGUGUCUCGUGUAACUUUCUCCACAUGCGCUACCUCUCGCCUGACGCCGCCCUCGACGUCCACGGCCGCCGUCCACCUGCCACCUUUAUCAUCGGCGAUGACGAUCCGCGCGGCCGCGGCGGUCACGAUCGCGGUGGCUACGACCGUGGCGGCUACGACCGUGGCGGCUACGACCGUGGCGGCUACGACCGUGGCGGCUACGAUCGUGGUGGCUACGAUCGUGGCGGUUACGACCGGAACCGCGACCGUGACCGUGACCGCGACCGUGACCGUCACAGGGGCUAUGUUGGCGAUCGCGGCAGCCACGGCGGUGGUGGCUACCGCGACCGCGACCGCGGCUCCCGUGGCGGCUACGAUGACUACGGCGACCGCGGAGAUGGCCAAGCCGACGCAGCCCACCACUUUGUGGACCAUGUCAAUAAGCUGCUCGGCCUCUCAUACACCCUCGAUACUGCCCUCAAGGUCACCACACCCGACGAAGAGACAAGCUUAGUCUGCAGCUGCGGUGCUGUGGUGGGGUCAGCCAUGCUCGCCGACCACAAGUCGUCGUGCUCGGGCAAGUGGAACUACGCAGCCAUGUUUGAGGCACUCUCGCAAGUCGGGCCUGUCCUCAUUCGCUACGCAAAUGACUCGAACGUCUGCUUCUCCUGCGGCCGCUCAUUCCGUACCCGUGACAAGCUCGUCUCCCAUUGCAGGGCGGUGGGGCAUUCUACCAACAACUUGUCGCCACGCGAUGAAAGCGCUGCCGACGCUGCAGAUGCCGCCGCCAACGCUGCUGCUGCCCGCAACGUCGGUGCUACGCGCAGCAAGGGGGUUAAGUCCAAGAAGAAGCCUGCAUGCAAGGCUACGUCGCCGCCGCCAGCGGCUGUCGACACUAACUCUGCGCCCGGCUAUCCAUGCACGGCAUGCGCGGGUGUGUUCCCGACCAAAUCGCAGAUGGAAAAGCACAUUUCUGCCGUUCAUCGCGAGCUCCAUUGUGUGCCAUGCGGCCGGUUUUUUGCCACAAGGGCGUACCGCGAGCAGCACGACCGCGACAAGCACCGCGAGAGCUCGGCCGACGCCGAGGAUGCAGGCGCCAGCGCGGCUAGCGCGGUACCCGUGUUCUCAGGUGACGCCAAUGGCUUUGUGUGUGCCUUCUGCCAGCACAGCUUCAACAAUGCGAUCCAGCUGUUCCAGCACUUGACCUCGACCGGGCACGACAAAGAAGUUGUCGACGAGCGCUUGCCGUACCAAGACGAACGGCCACGGUCUGCAAUCUCAACGCCGCAGCAUGUUUGCCGCGAGUGUGGGCAGGCGUUCGCCAAUGGCUCGAUGCUCGAGCGGCAUCUCGACCGGGUUCAUCCGGACUUGGCGGCGCAGGACGAGGCCGAUCUCCGCGCAGCGGCGAUGCGGGCCACGCAUACCUGCUCGUGCGGACGCGACUUUCCCUCCCGCGCCGCGCUCAUGCAGCACUCGCGGUCGUCUGGCCACAACCGUGGCCGGUCGACAUUUGCCACUGCGCCGACCGCCAUGUCGAGCGCUUCCCCGCUGUCUCAAACGGCGACUCUGCCGCCUGCUGUGGCCGGCCCUAUCUGCAACCACUGUGGAAUCCGGUUUGCCAACCACGAUGCGCUCGAUGACCAUGUCCUCGAGGUGGUGCUCGAGCGCUCGCGUGCGGCCGCCGCCGCCGCCGAAGAGGAGGAGCGCAAGUUGGAGGUCGAGCGCCAGGCCGCCGCACGCGCGCAGGUACAGGCGCGAGCCGCGCAGGCCGCUGCUCGUGCGCAGGCACAGGCACAAGCCGAGGCACAAGCUCGAGCCGAGGCCCGCGCCCGCGCUGCACAGGCGCAGGCCGAGGCACAACUCCAGGCGAGGGCCCAGUCCCAGUCCCAGUCCCAGUCCCAGUCCCGCGCUUCUUUUGGUGGACUCUCCGGCCUCCACACCCGGGUGCAGCCCGAGCCAUCGAGUGCGCCAGCCGGCAUGGGCCUUUCGGGCCUCGCCAUGCAGAUACGGACCGGCAGCAGGGCGCAGGCACCGAAUGGCGGCGGUGGCCUGGUGGGUCUCUCGGGCUUGGCCAGCCUUGCACAGCAGUCGGGCCAGGGGGGAGCAAGCGCCACCGGCGGUGGUGGUCUUGGGGGCUUUGGUGGCCUCUCUGGCCUCGCCGGCCUCGCCGGAGGCGCCGCCGCCUCGCCAGCCGGCCUCGCGGCUGGGGGCGGCCUUGCGGGCGCAAGCGGCCUCGCGGCUGGGGGCGGCCUUUGCGGGCGCAAGCGGCCUCGCGGUUGGGGGCGGGCCUUGCGGGCGCAAGCGGCCUCGCGGCUGGGGGCGGCCUUGCGGGCGCAAGCGGCCUCGCGGCUGGGGGCGGCCUUGCGGGCGCAAGCGGCCUCGCGGCUGGGGGUGGCCUCGCCGGCUCAAGCGGCCUCGCGGCUGGGGGUGGCCUCGCCGGCGCAGGUGGCCUCGCCGGCGCAGGUGGCUCGAGCUGGUCUGGUCUCGCAGGCCUUGGCAGCGGAGCUGGGGGUGCCGGGGCGGGCGCCAAUACGGGCACCGGUCUCUGCGGCGGCAGAUGCGUUGAGCGCGGCAAGUCCCCCAGGUAUUGCGAGCGGACUCCAUGCGAGCUCCUUGCACACGAGCGGAUUCGACAACAGCGGCGGUGACAAUGAUGACGACGACGACGAUGAUGAUGAAGAUGAGCUGUUCUGGGGCUCGGUUUCGGACGAAGACGAAGUUUUGCUCGAACCGUACUCGCCCGAGUCCAAGCAGGCGGCCGCCGCCAUGCCGCAGGCGGCAGCGGCGGUUGCCACUACGGCUGGGAGCAGCGGCAUCGCAACGGCUAUCCGCGCCAUGCAUGUCGACGAGAACCCGUGGGGUGGUGCGCCACCAACGUGGGAAGCGACGGCGCUCCAUUGCUGCGGAAAGGAGUUUGCCACGCGCAUGGCACUUGAACAGCACAUGCGCGACUCGAAGAACCAUCCCGAGUUUCGUGUCGUGAGCAGUGCCGGCACGGCAAACAGCUCGCCCGCGUCCGUCACAGCUGAUGGCGAGUACGAGUGUCCUCAGUGCGGCAAGGCGUUUGCAGAAGAGCGGUACAUGCGGCAGCACGAGCGCGAUACACACUCUGCUGCGGCGCAGGCUGCGUGCUCCGUGUGUGGCAAAACGUUCAAGGCGAUCCAGUACCUGCAGCAGCACCAGCGCGAUGCGCACUUCAUGUCGACAAUGCCCAAAGUUGCCGAGAGCAGCAAGACGUCCAAGACGACCAAGAACCUGCCACAGCACCAGCGCGACUUGCAUCAGGGAACACCAAAGUACGAGUGCGGUGUGUGUGGCAAGCGGUUCAAGGCACCCAACUACCUGGGGCAGCACCAGCGCGACAUGGGCCACACCGCCGCGACGCAAUCGGCCGGUGUCUCGUCACUCGAUGUUCUCCAGGCGCUGGUGUGCACGCGGUGCGGACUGGCUACGUCGUCCAUGGCCGAGCUCCGGGCGCAUAUCAAGAGUUGCAAUCAGUGAAAGUCAUUGACACG